Messenger RNA from Yarrowia lipolytica CLIB122, 1155 nucleotides. RefSeq lists its product as uncharacterized. The record is from RefSeq and is a predicted model, not a curated record. Lineage: Eukaryota; Fungi; Ascomycota; Dipodascomycetes; Dipodascales.
AUGAGCCAAGAUCUGCUAUCGUGGGAUCCGUUCGCACCGGUGGCUCAGCCGCCUCCACCCCAAGCUGCUCCGGCCGCGGUAAAAGACGACGAUGACGACGACGACGAGUUUGGCGACUUUGAAGAGGCCCCGUCGGCCCCUAUUGAUAUGCCAAACCCACCACCACCCAAUCCCAUGCCAGCUAUGGGUGGCCACUCCAUGGCAAAAAACCUGUCACCACAGAAGAAGAAACCGCUGAUCCAGGACUCGAUCAACAACAUGGGUGCUCUUAGCCCUGGCCAGAGCAUCAAGUUUGGCCAGCAUCUGAACCACGGCUCCAAGAGCUCUGCGGACUGGAACGGGAUUCUGGGAGCCAGACCAGGCGACAGAAAGUCGUACCAUGGCCCCCAGAAACACCAGCAUCAAGAAACACAGACUAACAAGCAACCCAGACCGACACAUACCAACUCACCUUCAACUACAUUCGACUGGGACGAUUUUGAGACGACCUCUCCGACUAUUGAAGCAAAAGCAACCCCCAAAGUUGCUCCACCCGCGAACGUAACACCAUUUAGGCAGAUUUCAACUCCUCACCAACUGCUCACAUACCUGCACACCAACUGUUUGCCUGUAAUGGAUAAGCUGGUUCAACAGCUCCAGCCUCUGACAUUCCCGCUCAGAAAACGAGUCCUGGCCCACCCCACAACUAAGAAGUUUGUGGAACGAUAUAUCGAUCUGGUCUACUUAGCAGCCCGAAUCAUGGCUGGACGAAUGCGCAAACUGAGAAUCAUGUGUGAAAAUGGCAUUGAAGGAAUGUCGAAAAACACUUUCGCGGACUUAAUGAAGAAAUCAGACAGAGACGCCCGGGAAAUAUCUCGUGUCUGGAAACCUCUAAGUGCUGCCAUCGGACCCAUGACAAACCACAGACAGCUGCCCAUCCUGCAACCCGAGUUUCUCAUUGCCAAUGAAGAUACACCUCCUAAACAGCUGGAAUCUGUCUGCUGUAUCUGCGGUCUCAAAAACACAGAGUUCAUCCGAGGCCACCCUAAGCCCAAGUUCAACGCCCAGCAAAACGCCCACUUCUCUUGCAUCAGCUGGUACAAUAAUCUUCCGGUUUUCGGCAUCAGUGGAGUGAGACAAGCGGGAGAAUCUUCCUUUACUGGGGAUCUCAUUUGA